Effrenium voratum is the source of this 405-nucleotide messenger RNA. The record is from the annotation of a GenBank genome assembly. Lineage: Eukaryota; Dinophyceae; Suessiales; Symbiodiniaceae.
AUGAGGUGGCCGGAGCUGGGCCUCGAGGAGCGCCUGCAGGCGGUUUGGGAGCACGUGCUCACUCAGCAGCAGGAGCAGACCAGGCGCGAGGAGGAAGUGGCCCGACUCAGCAAGCUGCUGACGCAACAGCGCCUGGAUAAGGAUCUGAAGCCCAACUGCUGGAGCUGCGACCAGUUGCUGCUGGACUUGGAUGCCUUGCUGCGGGCCUUGCAGCGGAUUUGCUUGGCGCUGAGAGGCGAGGCGAAAGAGCCUUUGCGCUCGGAGCGGCUGGUGGCCAAGAUCGCCUCCACUUUGACGGCCACGGUCAAUGAGAUUGAGGAGUCUGGCGGCCAGGCUACUCCGGAGAUCAAGGAAUUGGCGGCUUACUUGGCCUGGGUCUCCCUGCACUCCGGCCGGCGCUUCUGA